AUGAGUGAUCAAUCUUCACAGUUUGAAAAGGAUUUAGAAUUUAUUCAAUUACUUUGUAAUCCAGAUUAUAUUAGAUGGCUUUUUAACAAGAAUUACUUUGCAAAUAAAGCUUUUGUUGAAUAUUUAAACUAUUUAAAAUACUUUAAAGAUAAGAAAUAUAAACUGUUUCUUUUAUAUCCUCAAUCUAUUAAAAUAUUAGAUAUUUUAUGUGAAGAAAACAUUGAAGAGAAGUUGAUUAAAGAAGAAUUUUAUAAUGAAUUGAAAGAAACUCAAAUAUUGUUAUGGAGGAAUAGAAUGACUAAUUAA
Molecule: messenger RNA, 306 nt
Organism: Hepatospora eriocheir
Lineage: Eukaryota; Fungi; Microsporidia; Hepatosporidae
Source: the annotation of a GenBank genome assembly